Messenger RNA from Drosophila montana, 11226 nucleotides. RefSeq names its product toutatis (gene tou). The record is from RefSeq and is a predicted model, not a curated record. Gene Ontology annotation, cellular component: chromatin. NCBI's taxonomy places the organism in Eukaryota, Metazoa, Arthropoda, Insecta, Diptera, Drosophilidae. The coding region runs from base 647 to 10255 and encodes 3202 amino acids. The transcript is spliced from 17 exons. Gene Ontology annotation, molecular function: DNA binding; protein binding.
GGUUGUCGUGCGGUUCACACGCGGUUUUAAUAUCGGCAGUGAGAAGUGCGAAAAGUAUUUGUUGCAACUGUAAGCAUUAUUUUUAAUUUACAAAUUAUACAUACUAUGUGUAGUGGAAACCUGCGCAAAACGCUGCAUGUUUAGCAUUGUGGGGGCGGCUGCAUUUGUGACAGUUGCUUGUGACAGCGGCGUAUGAGAAGAAAUUUUUGAAAAGCAAAGCAGAAGAAAAACGCCCACGGCGAAAAUUAUUGCUCCGUAUCGACGUGUGUUUGUGUAUGUGUAUAUGUGUGUAUAUAUGCGCGAAACAAGAAGAAUAAGUGAAUUGAGCGUAUAAAAUUGUUGUAUGCCAAAAGGGAAAGGCGAUGAAAAUCAAUUGGCAAUUGCGUACAGGCCAAAAGCUACGCAAUCGCCAAAUUUUAUGUGUGUGAAACAAGCAGACGCAGACAAACAACAAAACACGAAAGUGCGCAACAAAGAGAGGCCAGCGAUAAGCAACAGCAGCCGUCGGCGCAGCAGCGGCCUUUAACCAGCGUUUUACUUGACACAGACAGAACAAGCACAAUAAUAAUUACAUCAUUAACAACAACAACAACAACAAAAAGAACAACAACUAUAAAAACAAACAACACCAACUUUGCACUUUAACAUGAACAAAAAUGCCGGCGAUGGCAGCGGCAACGACGGCAAAAACUCAAACAAUCACGGCAAGGGCGGCUCCGGCGGGGGUGGCGGCGCAGGGGCUGGCGGGCCCCACGAUCCCACCGGACUAUUAGACGCUGCUUCGCUGUUUGCGUAUUGGGGCCGUGAUCCCACUGGAGCUGCAGCCGCAGCUGCUUCAAAUCCGCUCUUUAACUCGCAGUUCAAUGCUGCCGCAGCCGCCGGCUUGGGCCUAUUACCAAAUGCUGCGGGCGCAGCUGCCAAUGACCGUUACUCAUCAAUGGCCGCUGCAGCAGCGGCAGCUGCAGGCGCCCAUCAUCACCAGAACACAAUGGCCGUCGCGGCCUCCCAGGCCGCCAGCCUGGCAGGUCUGCAUCCAGCAAGCUGGUGGUCCAUGGCUCAGUUGGCCGCACAGGAUUACUUUAGCCGUCUGCAGGCCUCCGGGCUGUCGCCGUUUCCGCAUCCCGAUCUGGCAGCUGCCUUUGGGCCCGCUGCCAUGGCAAUGGGUGGCGGCGGCACGGGCUCCGGUGCGGGAGCAGCUGGCGGCGCGGGCAUGGUUGGAGUAGGUGGCGGAGGUGGCUCCGCGGGCGGCGGCAGCGGCUCCAGCAGCAAAUCGAACAAGUCGCGCAAGGAGAAACGCGCCGCCCAACAGCAGCAGCAGCAACAACAACAGCAACAGCAGCAGCAGAAUCUGGCCAACAGCCUAAACGCAGCGGCGGCAGCAGCAGCCGCAGCAGCAGCCAACAAUCCCGCCGCGGCCUUGGCCAGCAUGCACGGCUUCGGACUGCCGGGCACCAGCAUGCCGCCUUCGGGCAGCAGCGCCUCCAUCUCAACAAGCAGCGCGGGCCAUGGCGGCUACAAGAGCACUGCCAGCGCGUAUGGCAAGCCUUCGACAAUGACCAGCAGCGGCAGCAGCAACAGUAUUGCGAGCAAUCCUGGAUCUGCCUACGAUCCGGUCACCCUGCACAAGGAGUUGCUGGCUAUGCAGGCCGUUGCAGCGGCCGCCUCCGGCUCCGGCGUGGGCGGCAUGUCCGGUCUCGGCAGUGGCGGCGGCUCCAACAGUUCCUCUGGCAAGAAAUCUAGCGGAGGUGGUGGCUCAUCGCUGCAUGCCCACGGUCUGUCUAACCUGGCCAUGAGCCUGGGCGCAGGCGGCAGCAGUGGGGGUGGCAGUGGAGGUGGCAUCAUGUCCAGCAGCAAGGCGUCCACCAAUGUCAGCUCCAGUUCGAGCGGUGGCUCCUCGCUGGGUGGCAUGCAUCCGAGCAUGUCCAUGUCGCCGCAUGCUAGCAUCUCUGGCAGUGGCAUGGGCAGCUCUGGCAAGGAUCGGGAUCGCGACAAGAACAACCCCUCGCUCAAUGCUCUCAACUCGCUCUCACAAUUCGGCACACUCGGCAUGACGCCCCAGCAGAGCGUGCAGGCGGCCAUGAAUGCGUUUGCGGCGAGCAGCAAUGCCGCGGCCAGCGCCACGGUCACCUCCUCGGCACAUCUGUCACAGCAGCAGCAACAGCAGGUGGCCAGCACAACGAUGGCCGGCAGCGGGAGCAAAGGCAGCGCCAAGGACUACAUGAGCAAUGCGGCCAUGAUGAGCAGCGGCAGCGAGCAUCCGUCGCUGCUGGGUGUGAGACUGCCGCCGGACACGGAGAUUAUCAAGUACACGUCCUCCAUCGUGGGCCCCAAGAUACCUGGUAGUACUUCACGCGGUCGCAAGAAGACCAUAUCCGAAACAGAACAACAGCAACAACAGUCCACACAGAAACAACAACAACACCAAGCAGAACAACAGCAACAACAACAACACCUUACACAACAACAACAGCAGCAGCAGAAGGACUUAGAAAGCACAACAAAUGCAAUUACCUCUCUGCUUGCAAUUCCAGGGCUCAGUCCGGCGAAGCGCGCCAGACUCGAAAUGGAGUACGCGGCUAUGGCGGCCGCAGCACAGCAGCAGCAGCAUCUGCACGGUAUGCUGGGCGCCGCCGGGAUGCCCAUGGGUCUGGGCAUGAGUCCCAUGGACCAGCUAAGUGCCGUCUCCAAGGCGGCUGUUUCCGCAUCGUCGUCGUCGACGGUGACCAGCACAGCUGGCUCCACAGCCGGGCACAGCCAGAGCCACAGUCACAGCCAAAAUGCGUCCAACGAUCGGGUGGAGGUCAUCAAGCUGCCGCCGACAAUCACCUCGAACGGUGCGUACAAUCUGUCCAACAAGGGUUGCGGCAAGGAGCUGCACGAUCUGACCACCGACCCGUCGCUGGCCUCUGGUGUUAAUCUCAGCCUCAAGUCGAGUGCUUUGCCCGCCAGCGGCGCCAUUGGCUCCGCCUCCAAUCCCAUCACCAUAGACGACUUUGAUGCUCCACUUAAUUUGUCCAUGAAACCCUCGGACAAGAAUAGUUCAAACAGCAUGAACGCCACAGCAGGAGCAGGAGCAUCGUCUGCUGCCUCUUCAGCGGCUUCCUCGGCGCUGGGUAAUCUGGCCAGCGAUUAUCAGGCGCAGGGCAGCGGCGGCAACGGUUCCAACAGCUUGCAGAGUCUGAGCUCUAUAACCGCUGCCUUGGGCGGCACCGGCGGCAUGCCGGGCGGCUCCAUUUCCGGCAGCGGUAGUGGAGCAGGCGGUGCAUCGCCUUCGCCGGCACAGGGCAGCAUGCCAGCUGCCUCGGGCACGUCUAGCUCUGGCUCUGGCUCUGGUUCUGGCUCCUCGACAUAUAAGGAGGGACGACCGCGCAAUUUGGGCCGUGGCGUGUCCAAGCCCAAGAAGAACACGGUGGCCUCGCUGCUGGCGCAGUCACGCGCCGUCGGACUGAAGCCCAUGUUGGCCACGCAGCAGCUGCUCCAACAGGGCGCGGACAUUGAAAAGAUACGCUUGGCGCUGAGCGAGGCGAACGCACACAUGGAAACGUCAACGGACUCGGAGAGCGUCGCCGCCGAGAGCGGCCUGUCGGAGUCGGAGAGCGAGGAUGCCAACAUACUGAAUGUGGCGGAGCUGCGUGUGCCACUGGAGCUCGGCUGGAAGCGGGAUACAGUCAUACGCGGCUUAACCAAGCAGGGCCAGAUCCGAGGCGAAGUCACCUACUACGCCCCGGGCAGCACCCUGCCCCUGAAGACCAUUGGCCAAGUGUUUGCUCUCUUGGAGCAGCAGCCAUCGAGUCUGACGCGCGAGAACUUUAGUUUCUCGGCGCGUGCCAUUGUCGGCUCGUUCCUGCAGCCCGCGCCACCGCCCUAUGCCAACGAUGGCGAGUACAUCCGGAUGACGGACGAGGAUGUGGCCAAGCGGCUGGAGGAUCUAAAAGUAUUUACGCGCCAGACGCUCAACGUGGAGCAGCGCAUUGAGAUCGCCAAGCAGCAGCAGGCGAUGCGCGACGCCAAGAAACAGCAGAAGGAGGAGCUGGCCCGCAACAAGGAGAAGGCGCGCCAGGAGAAGAAUGCCAAGCUGGAGCAGCAGCGCAAGGAGAAGGAACUCAAGAACCAGCAGGCCAUCGAGGAGCGCAAGAAGCGUCAGGAGGAACUGGAUCGCCUCAAGCAGGAGGAGUUGCUCAAAAAGCAGCAGGAGAAAGAGAAGCGACGUCAGGAAGCAAUUCUAGCUAAAGAACAGGAACUUCAGAAGCAAAAGGAGCUACUGCUGGCUGCCGAAAUGGAGCGCGAACGUCGCCGCCAGCACAUGAACUUGAUCAGGAUGCUCGAGUUGCGGCGCAAAUUCGAAGAACGCGAAAAGAAGAAGCACCAGCUGGUGCUGGAUCGCUUGAUUCUGCGCGAGCGUCGCAUGGCCGAGCGCAAGCGGGACGCGGAGAUAUUGCAGCUAAUACGCAAGCCCAACGAGGACUCAGAGCAGCCGCAGGAGCUGAAUGUGCCGGAACUGGAGCGCAUCGCUGGCAAUCGAUUGCCCGGACAGGCGAUGGCCGAUUUGCUGAUGGUGUUCGAGUUCCUGCACAACUUUGGCGAGACGCUGGGCUUUGACAUGGAGUCGUUGCCGUCGCUGCAGAACCUUCACGAUGCGCUCAUCAGCGACAGCAAUGCGGACGCCGAGGAGGAGCUGCUGUCGGUGAUGACGCACCUGCUGGUCUGUGCCAUCGAGGAUCCGGGUGUGCCCAACCCUGGCCGGCACACCACGCUGCUGGGCCAGUCGCUGCGCAACGCGGACAUUACCAACUCGAACGUGUCCGAGAUCCUGCGCAUCUACCUGUACGCCACCGCCACUGGCGAGAUUCGCCAGAUGCACGGCAUCACUGUGGACAGGGAGCGCGAGCGACGCGUGCCCGACCACCACCAACUGGACGCGGAUACGGCCACGCACUCGGCCAAGAAUCAUGAGUACUACAAGCUGCUGCACGAGAACGACACUUGGAAGCUCUCGCACGCACUCAAGGAUCGCCCGUUCGUGGCGCUCAAUCCGACGCGCAAGGCACAGAUGCUGGCGCACCUGUGCAACGACCUGCUGAUGAACAAGGCGGUGCUGCGACAGAUCGACGGCAGCCUCGAGACCUGCGCCCAGAUGCGCAAGGAGAAGUACAUGACCGACAUGAAGGUGCGCAAGUACAAGGCAUUGCACCAGCGCAAGGCUCGCAUCGAGGCCUACGAGAAGGCGCAGGCGGAGCGUGAAGCGGCAAUGCAAGCGCUCCUCGCCCAACAGAAGCUCGACGCCGAGCGCGAACGCGAACGUCUCGCCAAGCAGGCAGAGGCCGAAGCCGAGGCAGAAGCCAACAAACAGGCAACCACCGAGUCGCCGGCUGAGGGAACUGCUGCGGCAGAGCCAAUUGCUGGCGCCGAGUGCAACAGCGAGGAUAAAACUGAGGAGGAGAAAGCCAGGCAGGAGCAGCAGCAGCAGCAGCAGCAGACUCCAGACACGGAGCAACCACAGCCCAUGGAACUGGAUGGCGAUGCUCCAGUACUGAUUGCCAGUAGCGGCGAUUCAGUAGCGCCGCUCGCCGCCGCCCCCAUGUCCGAGGUGAGUCCCUCGAAGCAGCUGGCCAAGCUGGAGGAGUAUCAGCAAAACGGCGGAACAGCAGCAGGAGCAACAGCUGUGGCUGAUGUCGGGAUGACGGCGCUGCUUCAGGCGAAGAAGAGCGGCGCACGCAACUCAAUCAAUGAGGAUGGGCACUCGCAGAGCCACGACGUGAGCAUCAUUGAGGAUGACCUGUCCGAUUUGGACUCGGAGAUAACCAACGUCGAGGAGGACGAGGACAAUCGCCUGAGUGCCGACGAGCUGCAAAAGAAGCUGGACAAGAUUGUGCGCGCCUCGCUCAAUUGCAAGGAGGCGCUGGAGAAGAGCACCAAUCAGCUGCGGGCCGCUUGCUUCGGCCAGGAUCGUUUCUGGCGACGCUACUGGAAGCUGCCAAAGGCUGGCGGCAUUUUCAUCGAAGCUCUCGAGUCGGCCCAGAACGACAUUUGCGGCUACCACGAGGCACUGGAGGCCAUGGACGAGCAGCUGCAACAGCAGACGCAGCAGGAGACGCCAAGCGAACCACAGAAUGUGGCCGUAGAUGGCGCCGAACAGCAAGAACCGCCCGCACAGCUGCCAGACGCAAAUGUCCCUGCAGCAACAGCAGCUGCAGCAGCAGCAGAGCAAAUGGAGGUCGAUGAACCGACGGAACUGGACAGUGUCAAAGCGCAACAGGCGAAUCACCAGACAGAGAACGAGAACGAGGAAGAGGACGACGACGAUGAUGUGACGGAGAUAAACAAAGUGGAGCCGGAGAUUGUGGACCUUGGCGACGAUGAUGAUGAGGUGUUGCCCACCAUUGUGAAGUCCGCGGAGCCUGUCGUGGCGGCCAGGCCAGAGAUUAAGGUCAAGUCGGAGAUGGAGCUAAUGGGACCGCCGCCCACGGUCAUCUCCACGAAAACCGACUUUGAGGCCGAGAUCAAGAUACCCACCAUUCCGGGUCUAAUCCCAACUCUCAGCAACAGCAACAACAACAACAACAAUAAUAAUAACAACAACAAUAAUAACAACAACGGCGGCGGCAGCAGCAACGGCAACUGUGAUAAGGUGGAGGCAAUGAGUCAGGAGGAUCUGAAGAAGGAGGACGACUGCAUCAUUGUGUCGACAACGCAGAUUGGCGAGGACGCCGCGCCCAAAUGGUUCUCGAUUGUUAAGCGCGAGGUGCCGCUGGUCAGCGAGCUGCCGGCGGAGGAGGGCGGCGUCGUGGCCACGGAACUGCAGCUCAGCUAUGCCAGCUAUCAGCACUGCAGUGCACAGCUGCAGCUGCAGGGCCAUCCCUGGGAUCUGAUCAACAACAUGCAGUACUACAGCAUACCCAUGGAGGAGUGCAAGGUGGAUCCCACGAAGUUCAGUCAGGAGUGCAUCUUUACGUUGUCGGGACUGGACGAGAAGCAGAUGCAGGCCAAGCUGGAUGAGUACGAACAGGCCAAGUUAACGGUGUCAAAAAACGGUCUGGCGUCUCCUCAUCGUGGCCAGCCAACCGAUGAGGAGCAGCAGCAGCAGCAGCUACUAAAGCUUUCCAAGUCCAAAUCCGAGCCGGAAGCGUUUUUUCGUUUGCGCGCUGAUGCCGCACCGGACACGGGCGGCGGGAGCGGCGAAUCUCUGGACUUGAAGCCCAAGAUUGAGCUGCGUCUGGACGAGGCACUGUCCCAGGCGUAUUACCACAACAUAGCGAACAUGUCUCUAAGCAGCGUGCAGACCUAUAUACCGAUAGACAUUCCGUUGCCGCUGUCGAUGACGCCGGACGAGCACCGGCUGCUGGAGCAGGUGAAGCUGGCCGGCUUCCCGGAUAAGGUGCACGGCGUCUAUGUGCCGCGCAGGCAGCGCUACGGCUGGUGGCAGCUGGACGACGAGCAAAAGCUGCGCCAGCUGCUGAAGACGUUGAAUCCGUCGGGACUGCGCGAGCGCGAGCUACAAGAGAAUCUGACGCGCUUCCUCGGACUCGAACAGCCGCUGGGCGUCAACUAUCAACUGAAGCUGAACGAGGCCCAGGCCGAGCUGGUCGAGUACAUGAUGCCGGACCGACCCGGCGACUGGAACCCCAAGGUGGCCAGGCGAGUAGAGUUGGCACUUUUGGAGCAGCUCGAAUCGCUGGAAGAUAAAGUUGCCAGCGCCUCGAUGCAGCUAAAGAACUGGCAACUGCCCACGCGCAGCGACAAUGAUAUCAAUCUGGGCGAACAGGAGGAGAUGGGCGAGGCGGACUUUGUGAGCAUCAUACCCAUGAUAAGGGAGCGCAUCAUCGAUCUGGAGGCCAAUAUCGAGCGACGCUAUCUGAAGCCGCCGCUGGGCUCCCAGACCGGCGAUGCCCACCUGGCCGUCAUUGCCCAGAACCAGCAGACCUCCACGCAGACGCAGAACUCCGCCUCGGCAGCCGCGUAUCUCCUGCAGAUGCAGCAGCAGCAGCAACAGCUGAUGGCCCAGCAGCAGACCCAACAGCCCGGCAACAACCUCAACGCCUCUGUCUUUAACGAGCGCGCCAUGGCCCUGGCCGCGGCUGCUGCGGCAGCUGCUCCCAGCACCAGCGUCGCGUCCACAUCCUGCGAGACGAUGGUGCCGGCAGCAGGAACCCUGGAGCCCUGCUCCGGCGCCGCAUCGCCGGCCAGCAAUUGCGACAGCGACAAGGACGAGAAGGUGGAGAAUAUACCCAAGGGCCUGGUGCAAUGGCGAGAUGCCGUCGCCAGAUCCCAUACCACCGCCCAGCUGGCCAUGGCCCUUUAUGUGCUGGAGUCCUGCGUGGCAUGGGACAAGAGCAUCAUGAAGGCGUAUGCAACGCCCGCAAAGAACAACAAGUCCAACAAGAAGAAAGGCAGCGCCAAAAAGCAGGCUACACCAAAGAAGAAGCAGCAGCAACAACAAGAGCAGAGCGCCUCAAAGCAAAAGCAGUCCAAGAAGGAGAAGAAGCAGUCCAGUAAAGCAACUCCGAAGAAAUCAAAGCCAAAGGAAAAUGCGAAAGAGACGCCAACUGCAGUAAAAACUCCUUCGAUGACCAUAAAAAUAAAUUUGAAAGCGUUGGCACAGAACGGAUGUGACCAGAACUCGAACUCAAACUCGAACUCGAACUCGUACUCUGACUCGAAUUCGGACUCGGACACUGACUGCAAUUCGUAUUCGAACGGCAAACGCAAACGACAAGGACGACGUUCAGGCACUACUACAAACUCUUGCAAAUAUUCAAACUCCUUACAGAAUUGCCAGUUCUGCACCUCGGGCGAGAACGAGGACAAGCUGCUGCUCUGCGAUGGCUGCGACAAGGGCUACCACACCUACUGCUUCAAGCCCAAAAUGGACAACAUACCCGAUGGCGACUGGUACUGCUAUGAGUGCGUCAAUAAGGCGACCAACGAGCGCAAAUGCAUCGUCUGCGGCGGCCAUCGGCCCUCGCCCGUCGGCAAGAUGAUCUACUGUGAUCUGUGCCCGCGCGCCUACCACGCCGACUGCUACAUUCCGCCGCUGCUGAAGGUGCCGCGCGGCAAGUGGUAUUGCCACGGCUGCAUCACCCGCGCGCCGCCGCCCAAGAAGAGGAGCGCCGCCAGCAGCGGCAGCAGCAGCAGCAAAUCGCGACGGGAUCGCGAUGCCAGCACCGCGGCAAAGCGACGCGGCAGCGACAAACAUCAGAUGUUGGCCUCGGCCGGCAGCAUGGAGCAGCUGUGUCCCAUCGAUCCACACCAGCAGCAGCAGCAACAACUGCAGCAGCAACAGCAACAAAUGCUGCUGCAUGGCUCACAGCAGUCGCUCAACUCGUCGCAUGACGAGUCCAUGACAUCCCUUCCAGCGCCGCUUAGUCCGGCGCAUUCGAUUGCCUCGGCCACGUACGAUGAGCAGCAUCACAAUAACUCGAUUGAUGCCAGCCGUUUCCAGGCGCAUCUCGGCAACAACAAUGGAGGCGUGCAGCUGGAGGAGAGCGGCUCCUUUGCGGCUGGCUAUGCAGCGCCGAGCAACUUUGGCGUGGUCUCUCUGCCCCAGGCGAUGCAGUUUGCGGCCAUGUCGCCGCGUGAGGUGACGCCCACACGCACCCCGACGCCCACGCCGACGACCACGCCCGUGACGGCACCAACACCACCACCGCCAGCGCUGCCAGCGCCGCUGCAGCCACCGACGCCGAACGUAACGGCACCUAUUUUGAUGCAGGCAUCGCCAACGGCACUGCUGAACGUUGCCUGCCAGUCGCCGCCGCAGCAGCAGCUGAUGGCCAUGCCGUCGCCGCGGACAUGCACUCCGACGCCGCCGGGUGCUGGUGGCGGUGGGGCUGGCACGCAAAUGUCGCCGCCGCCCAUUAACAUACACGCCAUACAGGAGGCCAAGGAGAAGCUGAAGCAGGAGAAGAAGGAGAAGCAUGCCACCAAGAAGCUGAUCAAGGAGCUGGCCGUCUGCAAGACGCUACUGGGUGAAAUGGAGCUUCAUGAGGAUUCGUGGCCAUUUCUGUUGCCUGUGAACACCAAACAGUUUCCCACAUAUCGCAAAAUCAUUAAAACGCCCAUGGAUCUGUCCACAAUCAAGAAGAAACUGCAGGAUUUGAGCUACAAGUGCCGCGAGGACUUUUGCGUGGAUGUGCGGCAAAUCUUUGACAACUGCGAGAUGUUCAACGAGGAUGACUCGCCUGUGGGUAAAGCGGGGCAUGGCAUGCGCAAGUUCUUCGAGUCACGUUGGACGGAGCUCACCGACAAGCACUCCUGAUAUCCUCCCCUGCCGCAGCUAAAUCCAGCAACAGCAACAGGAACAGCAGCACCAGAAGCAGCAGCAGCAGCAGCAGCAACAACUGUUGCAGCUGUAGCAACUGGAAGUACAACAACGACGAUGCCGCCACAGACAAGCGCAACAGCAGCACAAUUUUGGUAGAGAUCAGGAGAAUAUAGAAUUUGUAUAUAUAUAUGAAGAUGAACAGCAAAAGGCAGGCGGGCUGAAAGGCAGAAUUAUUAGAAGGCUAAGGCAUAAGAAGGUAGCUGUAGUUUGUAUUAUUACGCAUUAUAUUAAAACAUAUAUACACAUAUAUAUACAGAGUAUGCAAACAGACGCCUGAGUUAUCAACGUCCCAGUUUUGAGAGACUCGCGAGGAGGAGGAGGAGGUCUUCAACUUGUGAAUAUCUAUAGCCACGAACAAACCCAAUGAAAUGUGUAUUUUUUGCCAAGAGAGAUAACUGUUUUUAGUUAAAUUGCAAGCAGCAGCAACAUUUAACUAACUAUUUAGACUACAACUAAAAUGGUAACGAAACUAGAAGCCAGAAGCUGACAAACCGAACAGUAACGUGUGUCUAUGCAACAUUUGAACAGUAUUUGCGCACAAAGCUGCUUUGCUUUGUUAUAUUAUUUGAUUUAAUUUAGAUAUUUGGAUAGUAGUCGACUUAACUAUAACUGUAACCGUAACUGUAAUUCUAACUAUACCUACUUAUAAAUCUAUGCUUUAUGAAUUACAUUGUACUUGAUUUGUUAGAAAUCACGAAGCGCUCAUUUAAGUUUUAAUUUGUAUCUGUACUUAUACUUAGUAACCGUUUGCAUCUGUACCGCAAGCAUUCAUUGUAUUUAUAUAUAUGGACUAAAUCCAAAUCCAAAACCUAAAUCUAAAACUAAUCUUACCUAAAAUAUACUCAAAAGGUAGACGGCAACGUUUUGUAAAUUAAUUCAAAAUUAAAUUAAAUUUAUAUAAAUUA